Molecule: messenger RNA, 954 nt
Organism: Melanotaenia boesemani (Boeseman's rainbowfish)
Lineage: Eukaryota; Metazoa; Chordata; Actinopteri; Atheriniformes; Melanotaeniidae
Gene: mrpl11
Product: mitochondrial ribosomal protein L11
Exons: 7
Coding region: 260-844 (194 amino acids)
Biological process (GO): translation
Cellular component (GO): mitochondrial large ribosomal subunit; ribosome
Molecular function (GO): structural constituent of ribosome; large ribosomal subunit rRNA binding
Source: RefSeq, a predicted model, not a curated record
GCCCUGAAGGAUGCUGCUGACAGCGUGAAGGUACAGGACAAGUGAAAGACGAUGGGGAGGGAAAUGUAAUUUAGAGGAGCAUGUAACGAAAACAGCCUCCCUGGAGUUUUGAUCACAGGGAAGCCGACAUUAUUUACGCAGGGUCUUUUAAGUCAUCACUAUUCAAGUACAAGGUCCUGGGCUGAACCAGACCUGCGCUGAUGGUGGAUGGAUUCUCAGUUGAGUUUGAGGCAGAUUUAAGCUUUGCAAACGGAGCAGGAUGUCAAAGAUCUCCAAGGCAGCGAAAGCUGUGAAGAAAUUGGAUGCAGGCAAUGUGAUCCGAGCUAUAGUGAGGUCAGGACAAGCGGCCCCUGGACCCCCACUAGGCCCUAUCCUGGGACAGAGAGGAAUCCCUAUUGGACAGUUCUGCAAGGACUUCAACGAGAAGACCAAGGAGCUGAAGGAGGGCAUUCCUCUCCCCGUCAAGAUCCAUGUGAAGCCUGACAGGACGUAUGACCUGAAGAUCGGCCAGCCCACUGUGUCUUACUUCCUCAAGCAAGCGGCGGGCAUUGAAAAAGGAGCAGGCAAGACGGGCCAUGAGACUGCGGGGAUUGUGUCAGUGAGAGCUGUAUACGAGAUUGCACAGGUGAAGACUCAGGAUGAAUGCUUCAAAAUAAGGAACACCUCCCUCCAGAAUGUCGUCAAAAGUAUCAUCGGCUCGGCCCAAUCACUGGGCAUCAAAAUAGUUAACGAUCUAUCAGCUGAUGAGUACAAAGUCUUCCUGGAGCAAAGAGAGGAGAAGUUGAAGGCAGAUGCUGCAGCUGCUGCAGCCACUGCAGCCGCAGCUGCUUCGGGCAAGAAGUGAAAACCUGCAACACUUACUCACAUUUCUGUGUACUUUGACUUCGUACAUGUACCAUAUUCACUGAAGAACUCUGUUAAUAUUAUGUGUUAAUAAACAGUCACUUGUUAUGA